AAACCCAGUUUGGUUAAACUGGUCUGUGGCUGUUUUAAUGAAGUGGGAGAACAUGGCGGAUCCGGAAGGAGAGUCAUUAGAAUCAUGGCUCAACAAAGCCACAAACCCUUCCAACAGACAAGAAGACUGGGAAUAUAUCAUAGGAUUCUGUGACCAAAUCAAUAAAGAACUUGAAGGCCCUCAGAUAUCAGUGAGAUUACUAGCACAUAAAAUCCAUUCCCCUCAAGAAUGGGAGGCACUACAAGCUCUGACUGUUUUAGAAGCCUGCAUGAAGAACUGUGGGAGAAGGUUCCAUAAUGAAGUUGGAAAAUUUAGGUUUUUAAAUGAAUUAAUCAAAGUAGUAUCACCAAAGUAUUUAGGAGACAGGGUGUCGGAGAUAGUGAAAAAGAAAGUCAUAGAGAUGCUGUUUAGUUGGUCGGUUGCUCUGCCCGAUGAGACAAAGAUCGCUGAAGCUUACCAAAUGCUAAAGAGGCAAGGCAUUGUGACGACCGAUCCAGAAGUCCCUGCAGAUAAGACUCUGAUUCCCUCUCCACCUGACAGGCCACUGAAUCCUGUCUUUGAAAAUGAGGAGAAGAGUAAACGUCUCGCAGAACUUCUGAAAAGCAAGAAACCAGAAGAUCUACAGGAGGCUAACCGCCUUAUAAAGAACAUGGUGAAGGAGGACGAAACAAGAGCACAAAAAAAUGCCCAGCGCACCAGCACUUUAAUGGAGGUGAACAACAGCGUGAAACUACUGAAUGAAAUGCUGCAGCACUUCAACAAAGAGCAAUCUACCCAAGAGGACAAAGAGCUUCUUAAGGAUCUGCAUGAUGACUGUGAUAAACUGAGGACAACAGUGUUUAAGCUGGCCACAGAAACUGAGGAUGACGACAGUAGUUUAGGUGAAAUCCUGCAGGCGAGUGAUGAUUUGUCACGUGUUAUUAAUUCCUAUAAGAACAUAGUGGAAGGACAUUCUCUCAGAGCUGACACGUCUGCAUCUCCAGCAUCAGAACGCACCAAUAAUGGAAGUGCGUCAGAGAUUUUAAUAGACCUGGCUGGUUUGGACCUUCAAACUCCUUCACCUCAGCAUCCUCCUCUUCCUCCGGCUCAUAUCCCACCAAUUCCAGAUGACCUCUUUACAUCUCCACCAGCCUUUGAACCUCUACGUCCCUGCCCAAACUCUUCUUCUGCUCAAGCAGUCUUUCAAAUCAGUGUGAAAGACAAUCCUACCCGUCCAAUUACGAAUGAGAAUCCAAGCAGUCUGUCUCUCCUUGAUGAAGAACUGAUCUCUUUAGGACUCAGUGAUCCAGUCACAAUACAGAGCUCUCAGAAACAGCAGAAGGAAGAUGAACUUAACAUCCAGUGGACGUCCUUACAGGUUCCUAAUCCUGUCAUGGAUCUGCUUGGUACUUCUUCUCCAUUAGACCUCCUCCAGCAUGCAGCUCCAGCUUCAACUGAACCUACCUCAGCUAAAGACUCCAUUCAUGCCCCACAGCCUCUUGGAGCAGCAGCUUCAUUCCCUUUUCCUGUUUCGGCCUCGUCUGUGUCCAGCUCAUUUCAGGACCUCGCCCUUCUGGACCUGGGAAAGCUUAGCAGUGGCAGCAGUGGACUGAAGAUUGGUCAGUCAGCACCUUUACCCAGUGGAGUCAGCAACAGUCCUGGUGUACCAUCCUCUACACAGCCCCAAAAUUCAGUUUUCCCUCCAGACAGCACUCUCCUCCACCCUGUUUCUCCCCCUCUGCUGGGCAGGCAAGGAACUGCACCCACACAGCCUGACCCCUCCUUGACCAACGUCUUUGUGCCACUGGACUCCAUCAAACCCAGUAAAGAAAGCCCUGUGACGGCCUAUGAUAAAGACGGUGUGUGUGUCCUGCUGCACUUUGCAUCUGAAUGCCCUCCUGGACGGCCUGAUGUGUUGGUCAUGGUGGUGUCCAUGCUAAACACGGCUCCUCUAUCUGUGAAAAAUCUGACACUACAGGCAGCUGUUCCAAAGUCUAUGAGAGUGAAGCUGCAGCCACCGUCAAGCACUGAGCUGGCCCCCUUCAACCCAAUACUGCCCCCUAGUGCCAUCACCCAAGUAAUGCUGCUAGCAAACCCAAUGAAGGAGAAAGUGCGGAUGAGGUACAAGCUGACGUUUGUGCUCGGAGAUCGGCAGUGCACGGAGACGGGGGAGGUGGAUGCAUUUCCGCCGGUGGAAAAAUGGGGCAGACUGUAACUUGCCUAUUACAGCAUAGGUUCUCAGUUCUGCUUCCAAAGAGUUUGCUUAAUUCUGACCUGACUCACCCAGAGCUUCAGAAGAGCUGGAUAAGUUCAACUAGCAUUGGAAAUAAACUGUAAAGUAAUCUAUAUCAGCAGAAUAUACUUGUUAUAUUCCUGCACUAAACUCUGUUUAAAGACAAACUCCAGAAUUUGCUGCAUCUAUAGCACACAUUUGAUUAACGAAACUUGCUUAUAAUAGAAGCUAAGUGCUAGUCUGCUCCACACUGGAAGUAUAGGAAUACAGGAUCCAGAUCUAUUCCCAAAGUGUUCUACUAUUCAUAUUGAUGUGACAGAAUCUGAGAAAAUGCCACUCAAAACUCAACUACACUGAUAUAAACUUACAAACAUUUUACUUACUUAUAGAGGUCUAUCAUAUUUGCAGUUUCAUUUAAAAAAAAUCAUCUUUACAUGAAGAAUUGUUAAAAAUACAUAAUGUGCAUAAACAAUUAUUCACAGCAUUCAGCAGCUGCUUAUUAACAUCUAUUAUAAGUGAAUUUCCAGUCCGCAGCUGUUUGGUUUUGAAGUAACUGACUGGCUGUGAUAAUGGCUUGUGUGCUACAGACAGAGCAGAUGGAGACUAGGUAAAUACUGGAGAACUUUUUUAAAACUUUGAACAGUUGAAGCUUUCUAUAGAGGGGACAGCUGGAGCUCAGUGUUUCCUGCUAAACGAGCCCAAAGCCAAGAACAUUUAUUAGAUCAGAUGUGUUUGAAAGUGCACAACUAUCUCACCAGCAUAAACCAUUAGUUUGGAAUUCUACUGAUUACAAUCCUCUGCAUUAUUUAGUAUUUUGGGUGAUCUUAUUCAGAGUGAGGUUUGGUGUGAAAUUGUGCUUCAUUGUAGAGAAAUGUAUUGAUUUAUCACAACUGUAAAGAACUCCAAUGAAGUCAAAAAUUGUAACAGCAACCUGGCAUUAAUCACCAUGAUACAAUGUAAAUAUACAACACCAUUUUAUUUACAUCUAAAGUCUUAUGGGUUUUAUAUGGCAUGUUGGUGAUGGUAAAAUGGUGGCGAAUAUGACUAUUUUUACAAUUAUUUUUUUUUGGAAACGUUUUUUUGGUUCAAUGCCUUGGAUAUAUGCCUCCACCAUUGUAAUGAAAUGUGAUUUUGAAAAUAGAUUGAAGAUACAAAGCCAUCUAAAAACAAUUUAAAAUAGUGUAUCAAGCACCAGACAGUGCUCAAACCAUCAGUUUUAGUAACAUUUUAGAUCCAUUCACCACCACUGUGAAAACAAUUAUAAAUUAGUAUGUUUCUCUACAAUUGAUCAUUUUACACCAGUUCCAGCUUCAAUAACUCUGGUCUCAAUCUGGUCUGAUUAUAACUGUGUAUUUAUGACGAUAGUUGGAAUUUUCUUUAAAUGUUAUUAGCAUUAGUUCUGUCGUCUGUGAACAUCUAAAAUAACUGAAACUACUGAAGCUGAGUUUGUUACAGAUGAAUUUGCUGCCUCUUUCCUCAAAUCUGAAUUAAAUGAUACAUUUGCAGGUGUCGAUUCCAUUAAUUACAGAAUUAUAUCUGGCCAUAAAAUUUUGUAUUAGUGUGUUAUCUUUAUUUGCUUUAAAUAUUGUUUACAGUUUGAUGGCUUCCGGUGUUUCUCUGUAUUUAUUUGUUUAUUGUUCAUUUACAUGCGUGCUCUGGGAUUUAUCAAAGAUUAUUAUUUAUACUGUCAAAUUAUAUUUUAAUAGAGUUAUUGCAGUAUACUAGUGCCUGUUUGGGCAUAUUUUUUUCUUUUUUUGGACUAGUUCCAACAGUUGUGAUGUCAUACAGUAUUAACAGCAUUUGUCAGCUGUAGUUUGUGAUGUGGGUUCACUAAAGAGCUCUGCAGACCUUUCAGAGGGUGACUGGUAUUUUGAAUUUUAAGAUCAUCAAAUUGAUGAUAUGUAAAACUAACACUAUACAUCUAGGUGUUUUAAUGAAAACGGUCAAUAAAAACUCUUUUGGA
Molecule: messenger RNA, 4175 nt
Organism: Astyanax mexicanus (Mexican tetra)
Lineage: Eukaryota; Metazoa; Chordata; Actinopteri; Characiformes; Acestrorhamphidae
Gene: gga3a
Product: golgi associated, gamma adaptin ear containing, ARF binding protein 3a
Exons: 17
Coding region: 38-2194 (718 amino acids)
Biological process (GO): vesicle-mediated transport; intracellular protein transport
Cellular component (GO): trans-Golgi network
Molecular function (GO): phosphatidylinositol binding; small GTPase binding; ubiquitin binding
Source: RefSeq, a predicted model, not a curated record